Eutrema salsugineum is the source of this 3317-nucleotide messenger RNA. RefSeq names its product nitrate regulatory gene2 protein. Lineage: Eukaryota; Viridiplantae; Streptophyta; Magnoliopsida; Brassicales; Brassicaceae. Bases 213 to 2792 code for a protein of 859 amino acids. The transcript has 4 exons. The record is from RefSeq and is a predicted model, not a curated record.
CCCACACCUUCUUUGCCCCUUAUGCGCCUCCAUCUCUUAUUCCUCUCACCUACCUUUCAACUCUCUCUCUCUCUCUCUUUCUUUUUUCCUUUUAAUUUCAUUUCUCUUACCUGAUUUCAAAUCUUCGCUUCCUUUUUUUUUUGUUUCCUUUCUUUUUUUCUUUCUUAAUUUAAAAAUUGUUUCUUUUUUUGUGUGUGUGUGUGGAAUUAUUGAUGGGUUGUACAAGUUCUAAGCUCGACGAUCUCCCGGCGGUUGCUCUUUGCCGUGAACGCUGCGGUUUCCUAGAAGCGGCGAUUCGGCAACGUUACCUUUUAGCCGAAUCACACGUGGCGUACACUCACUCGCUCAGAGGAAUCGGUCACUCUCUCCAUCUCUUUAUCAACCACCACCACCGCUUCGUCGCUUCCGGCGGCGCUACCGCCGGCGGAGAUUCUCCCAGGCUUAAUCUUCCUCCUCAGAGAAAAGGCGACCCUCAAGGAGAAGACGUCGACGACGACGACGGCGACGGAGGAAAUUCCCCCAAAAAAGCAAAAAAGCUACCUUCUUCACACAAACACGCUCUCUCGGGUUCGGGUUCUGAUUCGGGUCAUCUCGAAUUCGAUUCGGAUUCCGAUGAUGAUGAUGAUGACGACGAAGAUGGCCAUUUGGAUUUGGAUUCGGAUCAUUCUCCUCAACACCACCAUCUUGGGAAUUUCCCGAUACACGAGCCCGGCCCAUACAUGGAACCACCGGGUUAUACCCGAUACCCGAACCCGGAAAUGAUGGGUCAUUUUCCUCCUCCUCCUUACUCGGGAGGAGGAAGCUAUAUGCACAUGAAUUACAUGAAGAACAAAUCCAUGCCUCCUUCAGUUAUCUAUGAGCAAAGACCAAGUAGCCCUCAAAGAGUCUACAUGGGCGAAUCAUCCUCUUCUUCUUCCUCUAAUUAUCCUUACAAUCCAUAUCCUCCAAGUUCUUAUUUCGGAUACUCAAAUCCCGGACCCGGACCCGGAUUCUACGGUUCUUCAGCUGCUGCUGCUUCCGCCGCGGCUGCCUCGAAACCGCCUCCGCCUCCUCCGUCGCCGCCUAGGUCUAACGGGUGGGAUUUUUUGAACCCGUUCGAUACUUAUUAUCCUCCGUACACUCCGAGUCGAGAUUCGAGAGAGCUAAGAGAGGAAGAAGGUAUCCCGGAGCUGGAGGACGACGAUUCACAGUACGAGGUUAUUAAGGAAGUUCACGGGAAACCGAAAUUCGCCGCCGGUGGUGGUAAUAAUCAUCCCAAACCCGCCGCCGUUUACAGGGAAGAUCCUCCGUCUCCGCCACCACCAGCUGAUAAAUCCGGCGCCAGCACUAGCGGCGGAGAUGCAGCAGAUGCGUCCAUGUAUCAGUCUAGACCAAGCGUGUCGGUGGAGAAGAAAGGUGUGGAGUACGAAGUGCACGUUGUUGAGAAGACGGUUGUUGAAGAUGCCGGGAACGAGGAAAGACGGAGCAAUGCCACGGCCACACGUGGCGGAGGUGGUGGUGGUGGAGGGCCACGUCCGGUGCCUGAGGUUGCGAAAGAGAUCGAGGAUCAAUUCGUGAAAGCUGCAGAGUCGGCAAGUGAGAUCGCCAAGUUACUUGAAGUGGGGAAGCAUCCUUAUGGUCGCAAACAUGUUACAUCCAAGUUGUUGCACGGAGUUACUCCUUCGUUACCUUCUACCUCUGGAGGAUCUUCUGCUGCUGCUGCUGCUGCGCCGCCAAGUUAUGCAGACAUUGAAGAGGAGCUUGCUUCUAGGUCGAGGAAUCUUUCUUCAACAUUGCACAAGCUCCAUCUAUGGGAGAAGAAGCUUUACCACGAAGUGAAGGCCGAGGAAAAACUGCGUGUAGCUCACGAGAAAAAGCUAAGGAAGCUAAAGCGUUUGGAUCAAAGAGGUGCCGAAGCUAAUAAAGUGGAUACAACACGGAAACUAGUGAGAGACAUGUCCACAAAGAUACGGAUUGCGAUUCAGGUUGUGGAUAAAAUAUCUGUUACAAUUAAUAAGAUAAGAGAUGAAGAUCUAUGGCCGCAAUUGAAUGCAUUGAUUCAAGGGCUUACAAGAAUGUGGAAAGCGAUGCUUGAGUGUCAUCAAAGUCAGUGUCAGGCUAUUAGAGAAGCUCGAGGAUUAGGCCCCAUAAGAGCGAGCAAGAAACUAGGUGAAGAACAUCUAGAGGCAACGAGUUUGCUUGGACAUGAGCUUAUUAACUGGAUAUUGGGAUUCUCGAGCUGGGUUAGCGCGCAGAAAGGUUAUGUAAAAGAGUUGAAUAAAUGGUUGAUGAAGUGUCUUCUCUAUGAACCCGAGGAAACACCCGAUGGAAUCGUUCCUUUUUCACCUGGUCGGAUCGGAGCUCCACCAAUCUUUGUGAUCUGUAACCAAUGGUCUCAAGCUCUGGACAGGAUAUCAGAGAAGGAAGUUAUUGAGGCAAUGCGCAGUUUCACUACAAGCGUGCUUCAGCUUUGGGAACAAGAUCGGUUAGAAACGACGAUGAUGGGGCAGGGUGAUUCAGAGAAGAGAGUUAAGAACAUGGACAGGGAAGAGCAGAAGAUACACAGAGAGAUUCAAGCACUGGAAAAGAAAAUGGUUCUCGUGGCACAGAGUGAUGGUAAUAAUAGUCUUUCCAUAUCCGGUAACGUUGUCUACCAAAGCGACACUAGCAAUGAUAGUUUACAAGGUAGCUUGCAGCGUAUUUUUGAAGCUAUGGAGAGAUUCACUGCUGAAUCUAUGAGAGCUUAUGAUGAUCUCUUAAUCCGCGCUGAAGAAGAAACUGCUCCACGAGAACUCGAGGAAGAAGAGGAAUAAUAAGCAAAACAGCAGCGAGAUCUUUGCUUUAUCAAUUCAUGAGGUGUUUCAAAGCCGGAAUACUCGGUUAUUCGGUUUAGUAUACCGGAAAAUCUUCUGGAAUCAUCUGUAUCUCCUCACUGAGACUCGGGCAAGAAGAGCUUCAUCAGGAUGAUGAUCGUAGAGGAGGCAGGAACCGGGGCAAAAUGGUGGCCCAGUUGUUCGGUUUACAGAUGUGGUUAAGUGAAAUUGGGUCUGAACCGGAUGGUUUACAUGCCAUGGUAGAGAAAGGUUUGUUAACUUAAUAGUAUACCCACAUAUAACGCAGGUCGCAGAUAUUAGUUGAGUCUAAUAAUUUUAAACUUCGGGUAGUGUACAUAAGAUGCUUAGGACAAAACUUUUGAUAAUUCUCAACAAUUAUUUUGUAAAAUCUGAAGGUAGCUCAGACAUGUCUUUCUUUCUUUUGAUCUCGAUGAAGGGUCAUGUAAUAUUUCUCUGGACUUAAAAUUCUUUUUGUUUCUCAUAAAGACUUAAAAAGUUUGUUCA